ACAAUUUUUGGAAGUAUAAUGAUGGCUCUGAGUAUAGAAAAAUGGAAAGGAAUAUCUGGGGAAAAGCAUGAAUAAAAACAUUUAAAUAUAGGUGGAUUACAGUGGGAUAAGUGAGUAAUAGUGAAAAUUCUACUGAGGAGAGGUAAAUAAAUUAUACUGAAGAGAGGUUAUUUUAUUGACAUGUGGGAUAAAGAAAAUUGUGGUUUUACAUAGGAGGGAAUUAACAGCAGUGAUGGAGACAAUAUGAGUAAGUGGAGAGACAACAGGAAAACAAUCACUUAUAAACACUUCACAUAUAUACAAUAUAUCUUACUGUAUUAUAAACAUAUAUAAUCACUAUAGUAUAAUGAGAAGGUUGGAAGACAUGGAGACAUAACUGUUGCACUGUUAUAGUUACAUAAUUAUUUUGAUAAUCAGUUGUGUUCCCUAAUGACUUAUCUUUGUAAUAUUUGCUUUUAUUCUUAUUUAGAUUCCUUUCAUCCAGUGAUUUACUUUUCCUGUAAUUAACAACUACUCUGUCUUUGGGACUUGUUAUUCAGUGGCACAUAAAAGAAUGAUUGCAUUUGUCCUUUGGAAUUUAAGGCAUAAGGAAAUAAUACACCAACACAGAAAAUUAUCAAAUGUGCAGUUAAAAAAAUAGAUAUGUGGGCAAGGAACUGGAUAUUGAAAUGGAGACACAAAUAUUAACUUACUUAGAGUCAAUUAGUAUAUCCUUUCUGAAGGUAGUAACUUUUAGACCUGGACAGUGAAAACAAGGUGGUAUAUAAAGAACCCAUUUCUGAGAAAUGAAACAUUUUGUGGGUAGCUCUAAAUGAUGGGAAAUGUAGUUUUGAUGUAGGAGGUGAAAAAAGAUUUGGUGAAAAGUGAUAAUGGUUUAAAAUGGAGUCUUAUAAGCAGCACCUUGGUAUCUCUGGUUAAGUGAUUGGAUUCUAUUGUUAAAAAGAAAAAAAAAUGUUACAAAAUUGUUAGCAUGAAUAGAUUAUCACAUUUUGAUCUGCACUAUCAGUAUCUCUACAAGACAUUGAUGAUUAUUUCUACAUCCAUAGAUGUUUUCACUUUAUCUGGGUUGGUUCCUGAACAUCAGUACUUUACAACAAGCUUCCUAGGUGAUGAUCAAUACCUAAAUUUCAGAUCAACCGACUUAAUCUGCUUCCCUUACCACAAACCUCACAACCUUACAUUAUGCUCUUAUCAUUCUCUGAGCUCCUUAGCUUUCUUCAAACUUCUUUACAGUAUUUGAAUCUUCACUUAUAUUGUGAAAUCAGUUUGUUUCUUCUGCAUUCUAUAGCUGUUUUAAUUUUGUGACACAUGAAAGUUUUUUGUUUUGUUUUGUUUUGUUACCUUUCAGAUUUGGAGUCCAAGUAUGACAGAAAGAGUUUAUCUAUAGGGAAAAACAUUAUUGAAAACAAUGGUUCUCAGUGGGAAGUAAUAGAAAGUAAUAAGUUCAUUGAUCUUGAUAAAUCGAUUUUCAGAAGUGGCUGGCAAAGGAAAAGCAAGAUUGAAGUGCAGACACCGAAAGUGAGAGAUUUCAGUCAAACAAAAAUCAUCUUAGAACAAGUGCCCAAUUACAAAAAUCAUAAAUUUCUAACAUCACAUCAGAGAAUUCAUGAUAGGAAGAAGCCCUGUGACUAUAAGGAAUAUGGGAAGGUCUUCAGCUGUGACAUAAACUUUGAUGAAUAUGAGAUAAUACAUACUGAUGAGAAAACUUAUGAAUGUAAUGGAUAUUACAAAACCUUUGGAGUAGAUGACCCAAAUAUCCAACAACUAAAUAUUCAUACUGAUGUGAAACCUUGUAAAUAUAUGGAAUAUGGAAAUACAUUCAGUUUUUAUAAAGACCUUAAUAUACAACAGAAAAUUCAUGAUGAUCAGAAGUGCUAUAAAUGUAAGGAAUAUGGAAGGACAUUGAGAAGAGUGAAAGAAAUUACUCCACUUCAAAGAAUACAUGAUGGUGAGAAACCCUAUGAAUGCACUUUCUGUGGGAAAUUCUUUAGAGUACAUGCACAACUUAAUCAACAUCAGAAAAUCCAUGUUGAUGAGAAACCUUACAAAUGUAUGGAAUGUGACAAGGACUUCAGAUUUCAUUCAAAGCUAACAGAGCAUGAGAGGAUCCAUACUGGUGAGAAACCAUACAAAUGUAUACAAUGUGAGAAGGUGUUUAGAAUUAGUUCACAGCUUAUUGAACAUCAGAGAAUUCAUACUGGUAAGAAACCCUAUGAAUGCAAGGCAUGUGGAAAGGUAUUUAGAAAUAGUUCAUCCCUUACUAGACAUCAAAGAAUUCAUACUGGUGAGAAACCCUAUAAAUGUAAGGAAUGUGAGAAAGCUUUUGGAGUAGGUAGUGAACUUACUCGACAUCAGACAAUUCAUAGUGGUCAGAAACCUUAUGAAUGUAAAGAGUGUGGGAAGUUCUUUAGGCUUACUUCAGCCCUUAUUCAACAUCAAAGAAUUCAUAGUGGUGAGAAACCUUAUGAAUGUAAAGUAUGUGGGAAGGCCUUUAGACACAGUUCAACAAUAACUGAACAUCAGAGAAUUCAUACUGGAGAGAAGCCUUAUGAAUGCAAGGUGUGUGGGAAGGCCUUUAGACAUAGUUCAUCCUUUACGAAACAUCAAAAAAUCCAUAUUGGUAAGAAACCCUAUGAAUGUAAGGAAUAUGUGAGUAUCUUUAGUGUGAGCAAGCAUCUUACUUGAUAUCCAAAAAGUAAUAUUGGUGAGAAGUCUUGAAAGGCACAUACAAAGGCCUUUUGUUUGAGUUUCACUGGAAAAACUGUAUGUUUAAUAAAAAUUAAUCAAGGGAAUUCACUAUCUCUUAUUAAAUCUUUUUUCCAGAUGUUAUGGCCACUCUAGAAUUGCUCAGUCAUAGGUGAUACUUUCAGCUUUGUUAGAUAUUGCCAGAAGUUUUUUCAUAUCAAUUAACAUUCUGAAUAUCCAUUUAUGUAGGAUGGUCCCUAUUAAUCCAUCUUAAAUGUGUGGAAAAUGUAUUUCCCUAAUUAUAAAUUAUUUGAGUUAUUUUCUUA
Molecule: messenger RNA, 3011 nt
Organism: Manis javanica (Malayan pangolin)
Lineage: Eukaryota; Metazoa; Chordata; Mammalia; Pholidota; Manidae
Source: RefSeq, a predicted model, not a curated record